Calliphora vicina (urban bluebottle blowfly) is the source of this 3382-nucleotide messenger RNA. RefSeq names its product jumeau (gene jumu). The transcript is spliced from 3 exons. Bases 530 to 3154 code for a protein of 874 amino acids. The record is from RefSeq and is a predicted model, not a curated record. Gene Ontology annotation, molecular function: transcription cis-regulatory region binding; DNA-binding transcription factor activity, RNA polymerase II-specific. Gene Ontology annotation, biological process: regulation of transcription by RNA polymerase II. NCBI's taxonomy places the organism in Eukaryota, Metazoa, Arthropoda, Insecta, Diptera, Calliphoridae.
AGAGUGGUUGUGUUUAGUGUGUUGGUCGUGUGUUUUGUUUUUUUUAAUCCAAAAUAAAUGAUUGCUAAAUUUGUUUAAAUAAAUACGACACUUGGCGGAAAAAUAAACGGUUUUCAUGGAAAUUGUGUUGCAGCUGGUAGUAAACUAGUUUACAAAUAAUUGAAAAGUCUGUUAUUUUUGCCGGCAAAUCUUUGUGUUGCUAGAGAACAAGGAGGUUGCGCGCAAAUAACAUUUCAUUCGUGUGCGUGUGUUCGUAUCUACAAUAAAUAAAUUUGGUUUUUUGUUUGAUUUUAACAAAGAAGAUAAAAAGCAAUGUAAUAUAAAAAAAUAAAAUAUCAAAAAGCACACAUAUUCUUCGGUUAAAAAUAUAAUUUUACAUAUAUAUGUAGAUAUUUCAUUGGCGGAUUCAAGCAAAGCGGAUUCCGAAAAACAGAACAAUAUAUAAUAGGCGGCUUGAUUAAAAGAAGUGAAGUGAAAAGUUUUACACUUUGUUAAACCUUACAGAAGGUCAACUAAAAGAAAGAGGAAUAUGUUUGAAUUGGAGGAGUAUGCAGGUGGAUUUCAUGAUGGAUUCCUUAAUAAAUAUGCGGAUUCGUCUGGUCCUACAUUGGAUUUUUACAUAUCAGACUCGCUGCAGGAUAUGCUGGAUAUAGAUAUACGAAGUGAGGUUGCGAAUGUUGUGGGGAGUGCUAAUGACUAUGAGAGUUGCCUUGGAGGUCUACCAUCUUCACUUGAACAUGCCACAGAUUCAUUAUCACUAUUGAAUAGCAAUUGCAGUAGUAACGCUGGGAGAGAUAGCGGAAGUAUUGGCUGCAGUUGGAAUACAUCUUCAGCCUUUGGUUUAGGUUCUUCAAAUUCUUCGUCUUCGUGGUUUGGUGCAAACAAUGAUUUUCUUGCGGAUGUAGGAGCGUGCGUUAAUCCGAUAUCUGUAAUGCCCUUGAUAUCAUCAUCCCUAAUUCACAUGUCUCCUAAAACAAAUCUUAAUGCGAAUAUCCUGCGUAGCAACUCCCCUCCGCCCCCGUCACCUAAUGUUAACGAUACCAAGUCACACUUGACUUUUUCGCCUGCUCAUAUCAAAAUCAGUGCGCACUCUAUACGAAAUGAACAAAUUACAUCUCACAUACCAAAGCAGAUAGUGGCCAUUUCAUCGGCAGUAACAUCGGGUACAACAGUUCCAGCUACUCUGGCGACGAAUUCCGCGCAGCAACGCAAAAAUGCAGCUGUUGACGCCAUUCGAAAGGAUUUGGGAGCGGAUUUAAGAAAAGUUGUACCCAUAUCGACGACCGGCGACAAUAUAUUAUUUAAAACGAGCACUGCAACGUCGACUAGUAGUCAGUGUAGCAUUAGUAACACUACUAGUGCAAAAACUACCAUCACAACGUUUGCUGGCAAUGGUUCUUCUGUACACCAAGGCCACAAUAACAGCAGCAGUAUUAAUAAUAACAUAAAUUCAUUAAAUGGUGGAUCUAUUUCAUCGAGCACAAUAAAGCUAGGCCCUGGUAUUGGUGGGUUAACAUUUGCCAACAACAUUACCUAUAACAAGAUGAAGCAGCAGUCACACAUGAAAACAUCAUCAGCAUCUGCAUCCACAUCUGCUACGAUAUCGUCAAAUGGCACAAUCGUUUUAAAACGUGACCGUGAAUCUAGUACUAUGCAAAACAACCUAUCCAACAAUGCCAGUAAUAGUCAACAUGUGACCAAAAUUUUAUCACGGAAUUCGAUUCAGUCAUCUUCUAGUUUUACACCGAAAUCGAUUGCAUCUUCAGCACAUCACACCUCAUAUGCACUUCAUCAGCACAAUAUGGUGAAUGGAACAUCUUCCCUGACGAACAAUGCCAACAAUAGUAGCGGCAAUCACAGCACUAGUUUGGCUAACAACUCGGCUAAUUCAAGCGUCAGUGUUUUUAGUGCAAGCGGUUUGUCUUCCAUCAGCAGCAAUUCAUCUUCGGGCAAUACAAACACAAAUAUUAUUGCCGUUAAACCACUUCAGCAGAAAAUAAAAGCAACUGUUGUCGAAUCGGAAUUCCCAAAGCCCGCUUACUCGUACUCCUGUCUUAUAGCAAUGGCCCUUAAGAAUUCACGACGAGGAUCCCUGCCAGUUUCGGAAAUUUAUAGUUUUAUGUGCGAACACUUUCCGUACUUCAAGACAGCACCAAGUGGGUGGAAAAAUAGCGUUCGACACAAUCUUUCACUUAAUAAAUGCUUUGAAAAGAUCGAAAAGCCGCCCACAAAUGGCAAUCAGCGCAAAGGUUGUCUAUGGGCCAUGAAUCCAGAACGCAUAACAAAAAUGGACGAAGAAGUUCAGAAAUGGUCACGUAAAGAUCCAAUGGCCAUACGGAAUGCUAUGGUCUGUCCGGACAAUCUUGAGGCGCUCGAGCGUGGUGAAAUGAAGCACGGCAGUAGUGGUGAUUCCGACACAGAAAUGGACAGUCAGUCGGAAAUUGAGGAAGCUUCCGAUAUGGAAGAACAGGAAUUGGAUGAAACCCUAGUUGACAAUUUGCUUGUAGAGGAGGAUGUCGAUGACGAUAUGAUCAACGGUCAAUCUCCACACCUUCAUGACCACAACGACGACAACGAUAGUUGCGAAGGUCUGGACAGAAAAAAUUUACACACCACCAUAAAUUCACCUCUCACAAUACCAACAAAGACAACAACCAGCAAUAACCCCGCCACUUGUAUAACAACGAAUAUUCAUCGGGAUUUCGAUAUUGAGGUAGAAGACAUUUAUGAUGCUAUUGAUAUCGACGAUGAUAAGGAAGCCGUGCGAAUGGCAAUAAGUCAGUCUGACAUUAUAGAAUUGAGUCCGGCCGAUUAUAACAUAUCGGGUGAUAGUAGUCAUCAAUCACCGAAAAGAGCUCGACUAAAUGUUAAUUACUCUAUUGGUCCUGCUGGCGAAAUAGAGAAACACUUUCAAACUCACAAUCAUCAACAGCAACAGCAACUACAUAUUCAAAGCAUUAAGAAAAUAGUCAAAGUUCAAAAUGUUCAUGAUUUGCAGCAAAUCCAACAACAGUUGCAACAGCAGCAUCAGCAGAUCGUUGUGCAAACCAUUUCAACAAACAGUGGUUCCAGUCAGCAAACACUUCAACAACAAGGUAGCGCACAAUUUACCCACCUUGGUCGUAAAAUGCAAUUGGUGAACCGAAUUUCAUAAGUUUAUUUUUGCAUAAAUACGCACAUAUUGUUGGCAUCCGCUGAAAAAUAUGUUGCGUUUCGUUGAAAACAGUGUUUGUUGUUAACAAUCGAAAAUGCUUGUUUAUACAUUUCAUAUUGUUAAUGCAGAACAACAAAAUUCCAUGUAUACAAUAAUUUGUUUUCCAAUAUUUUAUUGCUCUACAAAAUACGCUUAAUUUUACUUUAAGUUUUUCUUGUAAUUUAAUUU